AUGGCUAAUCUUUCAUCAGAAGCUCAAGUUGGCAAAAGGUUGGAAGGUAAGGUCGCUCUGAUCACUGGCGCAGCUCAAGGCAUAGGUGCUUGUAUGGCAAGAGUGUUCGUCAAUCAUGGGGCUAAAGUAGUGUGUGUUGACAUAAAUGAAGAGCUGGGGCGAUCUGUAUGUGACGAUUUGGGCGCCGAAAAUGCAUCUUUUCUCUAUUGUGAUGUAACCAAGGAAUCAGAUAUUGAAAAUGCAAUUAACAGUACCAUUCACGAGCAUGGAAAGCUGGAUAUCAUGAUCAACAACGCUGGCAUAGCAGAUGAAGGAAAAACUAGCAUCCUAGACAACGAUCUUUCCGAUUUUGAACGUGUGAUGCGUGUUAAUCUCUCAGGUGUUUUCCUAGGCAUCAAACAUGCAGCCCGGGUGAUGAUCCCAACGCGAAGUGGGAGCAUCAUUAACCUGGGAAGCAUUUCAGGAAGCAUUGGAGGGAUAACCUCCCAUUCAUAUUCGAGUUCAAAGCAUGCUGUUGUGGGCUUGACAAGAAAUGCUGCUGCAGAGCUUGGGAAGCAUGGAAUCAGAGUCAACUGCUUGUCUUCUCAUGUUGUUUUGACACCACUGUCUCAGAACUUCUUCAAUUUUGGUGAAGAAGGACAAUCAAGAGUUUACACAAACCUUGAAGGGAUGGUCUUGAAGCCUGAAGAUCUAGCCAAUGCUGCUGUUUAUUUGGCUAGUGAGGAGGCAAGGUUCAUGAGUGGACACAAUCUUAUGUUGGAUGGAGGAUUCACCGUCACAAAUCCAGCUUUUGGAUUGUUUUCAAGAUUCUAGUGCCUUCUUGAUGUAGUUCAGGAUUAAUUAUA
Messenger RNA from Coffea arabica (coffee), 845 nucleotides. RefSeq names its product secoisolariciresinol dehydrogenase-like. The record is from RefSeq and is a predicted model, not a curated record. Gene Ontology annotation, molecular function: oxidoreductase activity. NCBI's taxonomy places the organism in Eukaryota, Viridiplantae, Streptophyta, Magnoliopsida, Gentianales, Rubiaceae.